Osmia lignaria (orchard mason bee) is the source of this 2215-nucleotide messenger RNA. RefSeq names its product serine incorporator TMS1 (gene TMS1). NCBI's taxonomy places the organism in Eukaryota, Metazoa, Arthropoda, Insecta, Hymenoptera, Megachilidae. The record is from RefSeq and is a predicted model, not a curated record. Gene Ontology annotation, cellular component: membrane.
AGAAGACAUCUUAUUUUCAUUCUAUUGUGAUCUCUAUAUUUCUAGGUUCAAGAAAAUUUCGAUAACAGAUCUACGUUAAUAUUUUGUUUAUGGCAAAAAGGUUAUGACGCAGUAGUCAGCUGAUAAUGAGAAGUUAGCUUAAUUUAUCUGUCAGGACGCCAUUGUUAUUGUAUUGUUUGUCCGUUUGUAUAUGAUAGCGUGUCUCGCAAUUAAUAGUAUUUAGUGUAAAUUGUACGUUUUAUUAUAUCGUUCAAUAAAUUGAAGGGACAAAAGCACUGCAAUGGGUCUCAUUUGUUCUACUGCACAGCUUGCUUGUCUUUGUGGGAGCACAGCCUGCAGUUUCUGUUGUUCCCAAUGUCCAUCAUGCCGUAACAGUACAAGUACCCGCAUUAUGUAUGCAUUAUUACUAAUGCUGGGUACUAUUGCUGCUUGCAUUACCUUGGCUCCUGGUUUACAGAAUGCCCUUAAAAAGGUUCCCUUCUGUUCUAAUGGUACAAAUUAUAUUACAUCAACAUUUACUGUUGACUGUGAAUCUGCUGUUGGUUAUUUAGCUGUGUACAGAAUAUGUUUUAUUAUAGCUCUUUAUUUCUUUUUGAUGUCAGUUAUGAUGAUUAGAGUAAGAAGCUCUAAAGAUCCUCGGGCUCCUAUACAAAAUGGGUUCUGGGCUAUUAAGUAUCUUUUAAUAAUUGGUGGAAUUAUUGGUGCCUUUUUCAUUCCUGAAAGGUCAUUUGGAAUAACAUGGAUGUAUUUUGGAAUGAUAGGAGGUUUUCUUUUUAUUAUUAUUCAAUUAAUUCUUAUCGUUGAUUUUGCCCAUUCAUGGGCAGAUGCUUGGGUGGGAAAUUAUGAAGAGACAGAAUCAAAAGGAUGGUAUGCUGCGCUUUUAGGAGCAACAUUGUUCAAUUAUGCUGUUUCUAUCACUGGAAUUGUGCUACUUUUUGUAUAUUUCACUCACGCGGAUAGUUGUUCUGUGAACAAAUUUUUCAUAUCUUUCAACUUGAUUUUGUGCGUAAUUGCUAGUAUUAUAUCUAUUCUUCCAAUUGUACAAGAACAUUAUCCACGUUCUGGUUUGCUACAAUCAUCUAUUGUUUCAUUGUAUGUUGUUUAUUUAACUUGGAGUGGAAUUUCAAACAGUCCAGAUCUUAAAUGCAAUCCCGGAUUUUUAGAGUUAAUUUCUGGCAAUGCACGAAAUCGUGUUGCUUUUGAUAAAGAAAGUAUUAUUGGUUUAAUCAUUUGGUUCAGCUGUGUAUUGUACAGUUCCUUACGUACAGCAUCAAAAUCUUCAAAGAUAACAAUGUCAGAGAAUGUUUUGGUCAGGGAUAAUGGUGCUGUUAGGAAUACAGAAGACCAGAAUCUUAUAGACAACGGAGACUAUACUCCAGUAGAAGGCCGUAAUCCGGAUUCUGAGGCUGGUAACGAAGCUAAAGUUUGGGACAACGAAGAGGAGUCAGUAGCUUACAAUUGGAGUUUCUUUCAUCUUAUGUUUGCUCUUGCUACGUUAUACGUCAUGAUGACACUUACGAAUUGGUAUCAACCAAAUUCCGAUUUGGAUACAUUUAAUUCCAAUACUGCUUCAAUGUGGGUGAAAAUUAUAUCUUCAUGGAUGUGCUUAGGAUUAUAUGUUUGGUCAUUGAUCGCUCCUGCAGUACUGCCAAAUCGUGAUUUUUCUUAAGUAUGUGAAGAGCUUCAGUACAGAAACCUAACAGGUAUAUAAAUUCAUAUAUUAUGGAAUAACUAUCGUUGAAAUGCUUUUACAUAUAUUAAUUAUAUUAUGAUUUACUAGCUUCUGAAGUAGAGAUGCUGAAAUCGAUAAUUUUGUUAAGAUAUCGUUAAGCCUAAUGGGGAAACAACUGACAUAAAAUAUAACGCAUAACUUGAUCAUCCAAAUCUACUUUUGUUUUAAUUUCACAUAAAACUUAAUUUAACCUACCUCCAAAUAAAUAUAAUUAAAUUUGGCUAAUAACAUUACGUAUUUAAUUAAGUUCCCUUAAGUUGGACUAGGUUUUUUAUUUAAAUUUUAUUUACUUUUCUCGUUUCUAUUCUGUUUAAUGAUAUCAUACUGAUAAAAUAUCGAUUACAUUUCGUUAUUAAUGAUACUAUCUAUAUUCAUCGUAACGUUAUCGAUACUAGCACCUCUCUUUUGAAGUAUUGAAUUUAAAAGACAUGUAUUGUCAAAAAGCUCUGUAAUAGAGUUAUUUCAAAUGCAGUUAUAAUGUAC